AACAACAAUAACACUAACAAAACCAAAACUUAAUUUAAAACUGAACUCGUACCAAAAAGUCAACAAAAACAAAUGGUACAACUUUCGUGUCGGCAAGUGUAAUCGGGAGCGAACGUAAUGUAGACGCGGUGCGGGAGGCAAGGGUCGACUGACGCACCAAUAGCGCGCUGUGAUCGGCGCUACGUCAUACCCCGCGUCCCGCUUCACCACCAAAGAGACCUAAAAAACGACUUCUGCGCAUCUAACGACUCUUGCCAAGUUCCGUGCCGGGGCCUAUACUAGCUGUUUAUUUGCUGUAUAGGUAUCGACUCAGUAUAAUUUUUAUGGAGAAUAAAAAGAACUUUACAGUAACAAUCAGUUACAAUAAUUGAAUAUAAAUUAUUGUAUAUGUAAUUAAUAGUACGAAUUUAAUACAUAUAAAAGCAGUAAUAAGCUGAAUUUAUUUCAACUUUCCCGCCUUAAUAACCUGGGAGCCUUAAUGGGGCUAUCUAAGGGCUACACGCGCGCUCUGGUAGGACGAUUCGAGAAAAAAAUACUCUGGUUACGAGAAUAUGGUAACACUGCUCAUAACUCUUGAGACAAACUACAAAAUCGCUCUUCGACAAUCGACAUGCGUAUUGCGAGACCGGUGACAUUAGAAUUUAGAUUAUGCUUUGCCUGUUAAAUUUUACAGCUAACAACUUUAAAAAAAUAGUAUUUUCUUUUUUAAGUUAAGAAUUAAUUAUUCUUAAAGUUUUAUUAAAUAUUCUGUGUAACAGAGACACUAAAAUCAAACAAAUUUUUAUUUCGAAGUACUUUGUUUUUAUGUAAGCAUAACGAAAAUAUAUUAAGUAUGGCUUCGGAUAUAGAUAUUGAAGAACAUAAUUUGUUUGAAAAUCCUGAGUUACGUGUUCUUUUUCCGGAUAUAACUGCGCUUAAACAGGAGAUAUAUAAUGAAGAUAUUGAAGUUACUGAUAUACCAUAUGACCAAACAACCCAAAAACGUGAAUGUCAAUUAGAAUUAGAUCACUCACAGCAUUUUGAUGAAAAUAAACAAAGGGCUGGAAAGAAAAACCAUGCAUUGCAACCAAAAACAUGUAUUUUAAAAAACAAAAUAGUUAUUGGCUCAAAACCAAAGUCAUCCAAAACUACAGAUUUUUCUAUGAAACAUAAUAUAACAAAGCAGGUAAAAAUUAUUUUAUCAGACUUAAAACCAGUAUUAUUAAACUCCAAUAAAUUUUGCAAAGUAUGCUCAAUUCUUUUUCCAAACAAUGUUUGUUUAACAGAGCAUAGAAGAAUUAUCCAUAAUGAACAGUAUAUCUGUAAUAAAUGUGGUAAUAACUUUUAUCGAAAGGGUAAUUUAACUAGACAUCUAAAGAAUGUACAUAAAAUAAAUGUUAUUCAGAAAAGAAAAACCUCUAUGUUGGCUAAAAAUGUUCAGUUGCAUACUACACAAAACUCUAUUAAAGACAAAAAUGUUGUUUCAAAUGAAACAUGCUUCCACUGUCCUAAAAAAUUUGGAUCCAAGCAACUACUUAUUGAGCAUUUGUAUGCUGUACUUGAGCCUAAAGUUAAUAAACAAGUUAAUUCACCGCUUAAUGUACAAUCAAUAGAGUCUAAUUGUAUAGUAAAUAAGAGAAAUAAGUCUAUUACUUUGAAUAUUCAAAACAACAUGGAUAAAAAAUCAUGUGGUCCAAAACAAAACCUACAGAGAAAAGUAAAUAAUAAUGAAACACAGUUAUUUUUUAAAUGUCCCAAGUGUUAUCACUAUUUCAAAAACAAAGACUUCUUCGUUAAGCACAUGAAAAUAAAACAUUGUAUUAAGGAUGUUCCAAUUAAAAAAGUGCCCUUUAAUACCAAGUGUGAGUUGUGUACACAGCAUUGCAGCAAUGCCAGAUUUUAUAAUCGUCACAUACAUAAUCAUCAACUUAUGUCAUUAAAAAAGAAACAAAACUCAAAGUUAAAAAGGAAAAGCGUAUACACCAAGAAAGCCACAAAAAAGGAAACAUUAAAUGAAUUUGUGCUAAAAGAUGUUGUAUUUAAGUGCAGUAAAUGUCACAUAUGCUUCAUAUCCCCAAGUUUGGCACUGAAUCAUGCAAAACAUCGUGAAUAUAGAUCUCAUUGGAAGUGCACAGAAUGUCAGUUUACUUUUAAGAGAAAUGAAGGCAAAUACCAUUUAAGACAACACACAUGUUCAAAAUCUUUUACAGCUAUUGAGAUAAAUGAAAAAACAUUCUCUAAAAUCUUAUACUCUUGUUCAAAGUGCAAUAUACAUUUUGAAGAACAACAAUUUAUGAAACACUGUAGAAAAUGUAACUCUUACCCUCCACCAUCAGAGUAUUGUGACAUCUGUGAAAUUUUUAUAGAUCAAAGAUUAAAAAUAGCCCAUAGAGAUAUUCAUGCUGCAUGUUUUAUGAAUAAUACAGAUUUUCACAUUUUAAAACUAAUAGAAAAAACUAUUAGAAAGCCAGACUUAGUUCAAAUAGAUUCGCUUAAAAAUAAUUUACAUAAUUUAGUGUUAUAUUAUUGUUUAACUUGCAAAUGCUGUGUUACACAAAUACAUAAAGUUCAUCUCCAAUCAUUAUGUGCAAAGUCAAUUAAAUAUGCUUGUAGAUAUUGUGGUUUAUUUUUCACCAAUAAGGGAAUUAUGGCUCAUAGAAGAAUACAUUAUAAAAAUCCAUCCAUAGUGUUACAAGACUUUCUAUUUUAUGAUUUGGAAACUGGUAAAAAAAUUACUCCACCUAUGCCUGAUUUUCUAAAAUGUGAAAGCUGCUGUAAACAUUUUAUUAACAGAUUUGCCAUAAAUAAUCACAUAUGUGGAGAAGGGGCAGAUUUUAUAUGUUCAAUAUGCAACAUGAAGUUUUCUGAAAUUGUGCACAAAUUACAUUUACCAUUUCACAAAUAUGAACUAAAUGAAAGUAAUAUUGAAAAACUACCCACAGAGGAAGUUUAUCCUUUAAGUAAUAUUCAAAAGGAUAAUGUAGAUGGUUUAGUAGAAUGUAAUGAAAAUGCUAAAAAUAGCAUAGUUGAUAAUGAUUUAUAUUUCUGCAAAUUAUGUUUUACACAAAUUUAUUCUUAUGAUAAGGUUAUAGAACAUUGUCAACUUCAUAUAUUAAAUAAUAGGGACCCAAUAAAAACCAUAGAAAGCCAUCUGGCACAAGAUUUUAAUUCAAAAGAUUCAAUAGAUGGCAGAGAGGUGUACUAUUUUGAACCAUAUUUUUAUGGUGCCAAGGAUGAUAUUUGGUUGAAGCAUCUGUUUAAUGGAUUAUCGCUGGAAGAAAUCAGCAAAAAGCUGUUCCAUUCUAUUUAUAGAUUUGAGAGUAGAAUAAAACUAGAAAUAUCUCAAGAGGGUAAUCCUGAAUAUACAGAAUAUAUAUGUAUGAAAUGUCAAUGUUUCAUAGAAAGAUCCACGCUGUUUAGUCAUGUGGAUGGAUGUGGCGGUCACAAUCUUAAAAGCUAUUCAUGUGGUGUAUGCAAAAAUAUUUUUAUAUCACAAAUUGCUUUAUCUCAACACUUACAAAUUCACAAAAAUUUAGUUGACAUGAAAAAUAUCAGAAUAGUUUCUUUUAAUCAGGGCAAUGAUAAACAAAUGAAUGAAAUGAUAAAAUUAAAUUCUUCUAGACCAUAUUAUGUAGUCUAUCGAUGCAGAAAUUGUGAAGGACUUGUUAACAAGGCUGAAUUUUUAAAACAUGUUUGUAAUAUAAAAGACCUUAAAAAGUGCAAUAAUUGUGGAUUGCUAUUAUAUAGCAGUGAUUAUGAAUAUCAUCUUUUAAAGCAUAAGAAUUUGAAUAGUUUUACUGGAAAUAAUAUAAAAGUAGUACUUCUUGGUGAUUUAAUUCCAGGAUUUAAUAAAAGCCCACUUGUGUCUACAUUUAUGGGUAUUGUUUGUGAUUACAGUUUUUAUAAGUGUAGUAAAUGUUUUGUAUGCGUUCGUUAUGCCAGAUGUAUUUCCCCACAUUUCUGUUUAGUCGAUGCCGCUAAAGCCAUAUGUAAUCUUUGUAAUCUUUACUUUGAGCAAGGGAAAUUAAAAGGGCACAUGAAGCUACAUUCAGAUGAUCCAGAAUUUAUAAAAGAUAAUAUAAAUACUUUAGUUUUCAAUCCAAAAGAGUCUAUGGUAUUUUCAAAAGCCGUACAACCUUCAACAUCUUCAAAGACUAAUGUGGUUAAAAUUUUGGAACAAGAUAUAGUUGACUUAGAUGACCAAAUCAUUCUAUAUAGAUGUGCUAAAUGUAAUUUACAUUAUAUGAGCAAAAGUCAAGCAAAAGAACAUGUAAAAAAAAGUCCUGGAAGAGUACUAAAACAAUAUUGUACAAAAUGUGGAAUCCCUUUCUCUCCAUAUGUUUUGUUUGAUCACCUCAAAAUUCACCACAAAAAAGAAAUUAACACCACAUAUGUAGUCGAUGUUUUUGGUGUUUAUAAAAAGCGAAAGAUAUUUAAAUGUGGUAGAUGCAAUUUACACUUUACAAAUGCGAAGAAAACAUCUGAACAUUAUUUAAAGUGUUUAGGAGAUUCUAGUAACGGAGAAAAAUGCAAAUGUUGCAGUUUGAUAUUUCAUUAUUCCUAUUUAUUAAAUCAUGAAAAAUCCACAGAUUAUAAUAUGCACACUGAUUAUGAAGUAGUGGAAGUAGACAGUGAGUUUGUAAAUUGUAAGGCAAGUUAAAGUUCAAGAGAAAUAGUAUUUAAAUUCAACUUACCUUUAAUAUAAUAUUCAUUACACAUUAUACCUUUUAAGUUUAAUUUAAAAUAAGAGUUAUUUGUAAUAUUCUUCUUAUCAAAAAAAUGUAUUA
This is a messenger RNA of Pieris rapae (cabbage white), 4766 nucleotides long. RefSeq names its product zinc finger protein Xfin. Gene Ontology annotation, cellular component: nucleus. The transcript has 2 exons. Gene Ontology annotation, biological process: regulation of transcription by RNA polymerase II. Gene Ontology annotation, molecular function: RNA polymerase II transcription regulatory region sequence-specific DNA binding; DNA-binding transcription factor activity, RNA polymerase II-specific. The coding region runs from base 833 to 4639 and encodes 1268 amino acids. Lineage: Eukaryota; Metazoa; Arthropoda; Insecta; Lepidoptera; Pieridae. The record is from RefSeq and is a predicted model, not a curated record.